This is a messenger RNA of Durusdinium trenchii, 1216 nucleotides long. Lineage: Eukaryota; Dinophyceae; Suessiales; Symbiodiniaceae. The record is from the annotation of a GenBank genome assembly.
GGCGUUAGCAACUCUUUAGGAAAGCCGCUCGAGCCAUGAAAUAUGGACAGUUGGCGUUCCAGAAUAUCUGAAAGAGUUGACCAGCUACGAAAGGAACUUUCUGCUGAAGAACUACCUCAAUACAGGACUGUUGAUGGGAAUGACUAUCCCUGGCAAAAAUCUCCUGCUGGUACAGAUGCCACGCUGCAGCGCUUCAUUGUAGCUCGGAAGGGUGACGUGUUUGCAGCAAAGAAACAAUUUAUUGAGAACUUGCAGUGGCGAUCUAGUGUUUUUCCAAUUCCGCGAGAAGGCUUGACAGCCAAGCUUCUGGAUGAAGAAGUUCGUUUUCGCUCACUGCGGCGGGACCCUGACGGGUGUCCAAUCCUUCUUGUCAACUUCCUUUUUGGUGAGUUUGAAACAGCAGAGAUUUCUCAGGUUGCCUUGGUCUUGGCAUCUAUUCGUUUCUUUGAAGAUACCAUUGACUCUAUGGAAGAGCAUGGUGUACAUCAGAUUUCUGCCAUCGUGUUUGGCAGCCCUCCACCAGUUGCCUGGGCACAUGUUAUGGUCAAGGUGUUUCAGAAUAACUAUCCCGAGAGACUGAAAGUUGCAGUCGUCUAUCCAGUCCCAUCCUCCUUCGCCGCUUUGGUUCGCCAAGUUAUGUGGUUUGUGGAUGAGAACACACGAUCGAAAGUGGACAUGGAGACUGACGAGCAACCACUGUUGUGUCGCUUUGGCUAUAGAUCAGAAGAUUUGCCUCCGGAGAUCCAGGGAGGUUACAUUGGUGUGGGCGAACGAUGGAAACCAGAUCGUAGGAAGAUUUUGGGGCUUGCCUAUUCUUUUUUGCUGCCCCAUGGGCGACAGGUUGCUCAGUUGGAACAGGACCUUGUUCGGUCAGCCAGAAAAGCGAGUGCCUCUGCCCCUUCCCCAUUGGCGAGAAAUGGAAGAGAGUUGAACGACUCGUUUGAGAACGACCUGUCAUCUUGGCUAUUCGCUUGUUGUUUGCAGAAGCCUCAAGGUCAUUCCACAGAAAACUCACCAGACGAAUUUCUUGAUCCGUUUGAGCAAGUAGAGGAGCCCGAGCCUGUUUGUGAUUCACAGGCCACCAACAGCACUUUGUCAUGCUUGUGGUGGUUUGGCUCCUUCUUUUGCUUGGCAUUGAUUUUACUCGUGUUUCUUUUGAACACCAAGCAGAGGAUCUCCCUCGAGCUUUGAUUGCUUAUAUAUCCUGGAAAAAAGA